Messenger RNA from Vanderwaltozyma polyspora DSM 70294, 3015 nucleotides. It is a transcript of the gene CIN8, whose product is annotated as kinesin motor protein CIN8. Gene Ontology annotation, cellular component: nucleus; spindle microtubule. The transcript has a single exon. The record is from RefSeq and is a predicted model, not a curated record. Lineage: Eukaryota; Fungi; Ascomycota; Saccharomycetes; Saccharomycetales; Saccharomycetaceae. The coding region runs from base 1 to 3015 and encodes 1004 amino acids. Gene Ontology annotation, molecular function: ATP binding; plus-end-directed microtubule motor activity; microtubule binding. Gene Ontology annotation, biological process: mitotic spindle assembly; microtubule-based movement.
AUGUCUUUGGAUCCUGAUAAGGGUAAUGGAGACGAGUUGAAUAUUAUAGUUGCCGUUAGAUGUCGAGGUCGAAAUGAGCGUGAGAUUAAGGCUAAGAGUUCAGUAGUGGUUUCUGUACCAGAUGUUGCUGGAUCUAGUGAAAUAGCUAUUAAUACUACAGAGGAUGUUGGAAUUGCUGGUCAGAUGAAUUCCAAAACAUAUACGGUUGAUAAAGUGUUUGGUCCUAGUGCUAAUCAGAGAUUAAUUUUUGAAGAAGUUGCAGAACCUUUAUUUAAUGAUUUUAUUAGAGGUUAUAAUUGUACCGUAUUAGUAUAUGGUAUGACCUCCACAGGUAAAACAUACACAAUGACGGGUGAUGAAAGGCUUUAUAAUGGUGAAUUGAGUGAUUCUGCUGGGAUCAUUCCAAGAGUGCUUUUUAAACUUUUUGAUGCAAUGGAAUUUCAAAAUGAUGACUAUAUUAUAAAGUGUUCAUUUAUAGAAUUGUAUAAUGAAGAACUAAAAGAUUUACUAGAUGAAUGUCAAGCUAUUAAUUCAACAGCAAAGAAAUUGAGGAUUUUUGAUUCUAACGCUUCGCAAAUUCGGAAAGUGAGUGAAUAUAAUAAAACUAAUACUAGUACCAAUACUGGUACUAAUAAUAAUAACAACAAUAAUAAUAAUAAUAACAAUAAUAAUACUAAUGGAAGGUCAACUUCACCAUCAAAUUCUUCAAAAAGUAGACCACAACCAAUAUUAGGAAAUAAUAGGAUACGAAGCAGAUUGUCAUCCUCAAAUAAUGCAUUUUUGAAGCCAUCGUCUUCAAAUUUAAAUACAAGUAACGAUACUAUUGCAUCCUCAUCUUCAUCUUCGUCUUCAUCGACUUCAUCAGCAUAUACUUCAUCUACUGUUUCACCAGAUAAGCAAACAGGGAUAUAUAUUCAAAACCUGAAAGAGUUUCAUAUUACAAGUGCCAAGGAGGGUAUAGAGUUAUUACAAAGAGGGUUGCAAUAUAGACAGGUUGCAUCUACCAAAAUGAAUGAUUUCUCAAGUAGAUCCCAUACUAUUUUUACAAUAAAUUUAUACAAAGAGCAUGACGGCAAGAUCUUUAGAAUAUCAAAAAUGAAUUUAGUAGACCUUGCAGGUUCUGAAAAUAUCAGUAGGUCUGGUGCUCAGAAUCAGCGUGCAAAAGAAGCUGGUUCAAUAAACCAGAGUUUAUUGACACUAGGUAGAGUUAUCAAUUCAUUAGCUGAUAAAAACAUUCAUAUCCCAUUUCGUGAAUCUAAACUCACAAGAUUGUUACAAGAUUCUUUAGGUGGAAAUACCAAAACCGCUUUGAUUGCUACUAUUUCACCGGCAAAAUUGAAUUCAGAAGAAACUUGUAGUACUCUGGAGUAUGCAGCAAAAGCUAAAAGUAUCAAAAAUAAACCACAACUGGGUUCGAUUAUAACUAAAGAUAUUCUGGUGAAGAAUAUAGCGAGUGAAUUGGCAAAAGUAAAGGCAGAUUUGUUAUCAACCAAAUCUAGGGAUGGUGUAUAUAUGAGCCAAAUUCACUACAAAGAACUUACAAAUGAUUUGGAAAGCUACAAAACUGAAGUUCAAGAAUGUAAACGUGUAAUAGAUGGACUAACGACUCAAAAUGGCUUGCUAUUGAAAGAUAAAAAGGCAUCCAACGAAGUGCAUAAUUUGCAAAAAAUUAAACUACAAAGCAUGAAAGAUUCUAUAAGUCAUCUUCAUGAUAGUAUAGAAAAACAGCAUCGAAAAGAACAAACAUUGGUGGAUUUAAUCUUAAAACUGAAGUCAAAAUCAAUUGAAAUGCAGGCAACAAUCAAAUAUCAUUCAGAAAGAGAACAAGUUACUCAAGCAAAGAUGAAACAAAUAUUCAAUGAAGAACUGUUGAGGUUGAAGUCUUUAUUGAUUGAAAAUCUUGAAAGGAUCAACAAGAAAAUUGUAAUUAACAAUACAGAUCUUGGGAUGAACAUAGAAAAAAUAAAGGAUGAAGUUAAGAGCAUUAUAGACACGACACAAGCAGAAGCAAAUCACGUGUAUAAGGAUUGUAUGGAGCAACUAAUGAAAGAAUCUCCAAUACUUUUAGGUUCCUUAAAUGAUGAUAUAAUAAAAAUGCAGAAGAUCAGUGAUUUGUAUAAUGAACAGCUUUCAAUCAGUAUCUCUGAACUAAAUAUUGAACAUAAUGACCUAAAGCAAUAUCUAAAUGGCUCAUUUUUUAAAAGUGAUCAUGAAGAAAUUUUGAAUGAACAUAUAGAAAAAACAUAUGAUAAUAUAAGAAGGGCUUCAACUGGCAUCGUGGAACAACUAAAAACUGGGCUAGAGCUUUACUUGGAAGAAAGUAGGAAUAUCAUAAUUGAUAGCUUAAAAAAUACAACUUCUGAUAUUGUGAAAAGUGAGAUGGAAUUAUUCGCACCAAAGAAAAAGAAAUGGGAAGAUUCAUUUGAGAUGAUUAAUAAAUGUGAUUCACUAAAUAAUAAAUACUUCGGUGACAUAAGUGCUUUAUUAUCCAAUAUGAAGACUUCAGUUACCUCAACUUCAGAUCUAGUAGAUGACCAUGUCUCACAAAUGCGAAAAUAUACGGAUAAUACAAGUAGAUCAACAAAGUUAACAGAAAAUAGUAAAAGGAUAGGUCAACAAUUUACAGAAAUGAUGGAGAAAAAUUCAAAACUUGAAAGCCAUCUAAAUGAGUCUAUUACUAUGAAUGAAAGUUCUAUUAAUGCCUUCGAUAAAUUGAGUGAGUCUAUUCACUCAGCUUUUGAAAAGUAUAACACAGCAAAUACAAUAUCGAGGUUGGAUGAAAGUACCAACUUAAUGAAACAGAAUAAGGAUGGAGAUAUUUCUUUGGAUCGUGUUGAGAUGCUCCCACUUAGUCCAAUUUUUUUCUCAGAAAAUAAAAAUAAUCAUGUCUUAAGUCCAUCAAAGGUUGUUGUUAAUUCAUCUGCUAAAAAGAUUCAAGCAUCUAAAUAUCAAAAACGUCUAAAUUCAACCGAAGAUAUGGACCCAAUUGCUACAAAAGUUCAAAAAAUUAAAUAA